Papaver somniferum (opium poppy) is the source of this 1665-nucleotide messenger RNA. Its product is annotated as thermospermine synthase ACAULIS5-like. The record is from RefSeq and is a predicted model, not a curated record. Bases 411 to 1472 code for a protein of 353 amino acids. The transcript is spliced from 10 exons. Gene Ontology annotation, molecular function: thermospermine synthase activity. NCBI's taxonomy places the organism in Eukaryota, Viridiplantae, Streptophyta, Magnoliopsida, Ranunculales, Papaveraceae. Gene Ontology annotation, biological process: polyamine biosynthetic process.
AUGAAAUCUUUGUUGGAAGAGAUAUAUUCGAGUGAUUAUUAUGAUGCUGAAGAUGAUGCGGGAGUGUGCCUGCCACUGCACGCCAUUUAGAAUGAUAGAGAGAGGAGAGUAUAUAUGAAUCAUGAUGAAGUUUUGACGAUACUCAAGGCACGCCCCCUCUCUGUAACCAAGAAAGACAGGAAAUGAAAUCUAACCCCGCUGAAUUAUCACAUUACACUUCGAUUACUCUGCCAUGCCAUGACAUGCCAACCAGCCUGCCACUCUCAAGGCCUCAACCUUGAGCAUGAUUUAUUAUAUAUAUGAAUCCCUUCCAUCUCCAUUACUUCAUUCACAAAUCACACUUUCUAACUCCUCCAAUUUUCGCCUCUUCUCUGCUAUUCACAUUCUAUCUCGAACAUAGCUACUAAAAAAUGGGUGAUAUUUCUAAUGGCAAUGGUAACGGAAAUGGUAUUGGCAAUGGCAAUGGCAAUGGCAAUGGAGUUCAUCACGGGAGCAAUGGUAAUGGAGUUGCUCAUAGUGCCAAUAAUAAUGGUCAUAGAAAAAGCUGUUGGUAUGAAGAAGAGAUUGAGCAAGACUUGAGAUGGUGUUUUGCACUCAACAGUAUUUUACACACAGGAGCUAGUCAGUAUCAAGAUAUUGCUUUAUUGGACACAAAACCCUUCGGAAAGGCAUUGGUUAUUGAUGGGAAGCUUCAAAGUGCAGAGAUUGAUGAGUUCAUUUACCAUGAAUCUCUUGUUCAUCCACCUCUUCUACAACAUUCAAAUCCAAAGACCAUUUUCAUCAUGGGAGGUGGAGAAGGUUCUACUGCAAGAGAAAUCUUAAGACACAAAAAUGUAGGCAAAGUUAUUAUGUGCGACAUUGAUGAGGAAGUUGUUGAAUUUUGCAAAUCACAUUUGGUUGCAAACAAAGAAGCUUUCUCUGAUUUAAGACUUGAACUCAUAAUAAAUGAUGCUAGGGCAGAGCUUGAGAGUAGACAAGAUGGUUUUGAUGUGAUAAUAGGGGACUUGGCUGACCCAAUUGAAGGAGGCCCAUGUUACCAACUCUACACAAAGUCCUUUUAUGAGUCCAUUGUCAAGACUAGACUAAAUGAAGGUGGCAUUUUUGUCACUCAGGCGGGACCAGCAGGAAUUUUCAGUCAUACAGAGGUUUUCUCAUGCAUUUACAACACUCUUAGACAAGUUUUCAAAUAUGUUGUUCCUUAUUCAGCUCAUAUUCCUUCGUAUGCUGAUACUUGGGGAUGGGUCAUGGCAUCAGAUACUCCAUUCACGGCUGAUGCAGAAGAACUAGACAUUAGAAUGAAACAGAGAAUGACUGGAGAAAACAAAUACCUGGAUGGAAAGACUUUUACCUCAGCUUCCAUCCUAAGCAAAGCCGUUAGAAACUCACUUGCCAAGGAAACUCAAGUAUACACAGAAGGAACAGCAAGGUUUAUCUAUGGCUACGGAACUGCACACAAAACUCACAGCACUUAAAAAUGAUGGAUGGAUGACUUCAAUCGGCUAGAAGAACCGUAAAAGAAGAAAGGCCUAAGAUAUCUAGUAGUAGUACUUUUUUUUUUUUUUUUGAGUUAAUCAUAUUUUGUUGGUUUUACUUUCUUUGUUUCGUUGGGAGGAAGUAAACUGGUGCCUAGUGCAAUUUAUAUGAAUGAACAUUUUCGUACUAAUA